This is a messenger RNA of Aspergillus caelatus, 1701 nucleotides long. Its product is annotated as MDR family MFS transporter. Gene Ontology annotation, molecular function: transmembrane transporter activity. The transcript has 3 exons. The record is from RefSeq and is a predicted model, not a curated record. Lineage: Eukaryota; Fungi; Ascomycota; Eurotiomycetes; Eurotiales; Aspergillaceae. The coding region runs from base 1 to 1701 and encodes 566 amino acids. Gene Ontology annotation, biological process: transmembrane transport.
AUGACACACGAUUCGGACCUGGAAAGCAGCAACAAAGCCGAGCAGUCAGGCUCGACCUGUACAGGGAAGGACAGUCCCACUAACGGCACCCAAGAGCACAAUGGCAAGCCCGAGCCCGAGUAUGUGACCGGCAUCCGGCUAGGUCUCAUAAUAUUCACUAUCUUCGUGAGCACCAUCCUCGUCUCUCUGGAGAUUGGUAUUAUCGCAACCGCAAUUCCCGGCAUCACCAACGAUUUCCGCCGACUCAACGAUGUGGGCUGGUAUGGAAGCGCGACUUUCGUCCUCGCAGCCGCUGCCUCGCCACUCUGGGGCAAGCUGUUCAAGUAUGUCAAGGUGAAGUGGACUUUUCUCAGCGCGGUCGGGAUCUUUUUGGUGGGCAGUAUUGUAGCCGCUGCAGCUCCGAAUAGCGUGUCAGUCAUCAUUGGUCGUGCUUUUCAAGGUUGGGGAGCCUCUGGUGUCCUCGGAGGCACACUCAUCGUCAUCAACUACGUGGCCCCGCCGAGGAACCAUCCGCUUCUCAUCGGAGCUUGGAUGGCGGUCUUCAUGGUGUCGACCAUUCUUGGACCAGUAAUUGGGGGUGCAUUCACGACUGGAGUUACCUGGCGAUGGUGUUUCUGGAUCAACCUGCCCGUUGGGGUCCCCAUCAUCGUUCUGUUAUUGUUAUUCCUUCGCAUCCCCGAGCAUAUCAAACCUGUUCCCGCCACGUGGAGGGAGAUCAUUCUCACCCUUGAUCUCCCGGGCUUCUGCUUGAUCCUCGUCUCUCUCGUAUGCUUGACGUUGGCCCUGCAAUGGGGGGGGCAGACCAAAGCAUGGAAUCAUGGCUCUGUAAUCGCUACCUUGGUCGUUUGGAUUGUCCUCACCAUUGGUUUCUUCGUGACCGAAUGGCGACAGGGCCCACGUGCCAUGGCCCCCUUUUGCAUUUUGAAACGGCGCACAAUAUGGAGUAAUGCCCUAUUCUGUUUCGUCUCCUACGGCGCCCUCUACCAAGUCAUGUUCUACCUCCCAAUCUACUUCCAGUCCAUCCACGGGCAAUCCGCCGUCAAGAGCGGUGUCAACACCCUCCCUUUCCUCGCCUUUUUUGCCUUAGGAGCCGUGGUCAGCGGUGGUGUCAUUGGAAAGACCCGCUACACACAACCCUUCGAACUCCUCGGUGCCCUCAUCAUGACUGCUGGUAUGGCCCUGAUCUACAUCCUGGAUAUCGACUCCUCCCAAGCCAUAUACAUUGGUGCCGAGGUGCUCUUUGGUUUUGGCGUGGGUAUCUGCAAUCAGGUCCCCAUGACGGCUGUGCAGGGUUUCUCCGCGCUGGAAGAGGUCUCCAGUGCUACUGGAAUCAUGGUUAUGUGCCAAACCCUCAGCGGCGCCUACUUUGUCGCCAUCGCGCAAUCCCUCUUCGCCAACCGGAUGCUGCAGACCGUCCUCACCAGUGCAGCCCACCUCGAUUCUGCCCUGGUUCUGGGCACCGGCGCCUCGGAACUCCAGAAGGUGUUCAGCGGGGACGAUCUGACGGCGGUGAUCGCCGCAUAUAUGGUGGGCAUUAAGGACGUAUUUGCGUUUUCGCUGGCGUGUGCGGCGUUUUCGGUCCUCUUGACGCCGAUUAUUCCGUUGAAGAAGCUGCCGGACCAUGGGAAGAAGCGGGAAACAGAGGCUGCAGAGGAGAAUAAGACGGAUCUAGUCGAUGGGAAACAUCAAGUGAUUGGUUAG